Molecule: messenger RNA, 1754 nt
Organism: Catharus ustulatus (Swainson's thrush)
Lineage: Eukaryota; Metazoa; Chordata; Aves; Passeriformes; Turdidae
Gene: DCAF17
Product: DDB1 and CUL4 associated factor 17
Exons: 14
Coding region: 152-1588 (478 amino acids)
Biological process (GO): protein ubiquitination
Cellular component (GO): Cul4-RING E3 ubiquitin ligase complex
Source: RefSeq, a predicted model, not a curated record
CCCGCAGGCGGCCGCCGGCGGGGACAGGACCGCCCUCCGGGCGUGCGGGGUGCACAAUGUCUGCCGCCUCCUCACCCGCAGGACCCACGGCUUCUAUGCCAGAGAUGCUGGUGUCGCGCACAGGAAGAACCUGGGACUCCUCAGGAAGAUCAUGUGCCAGGAAAGUACUAAAUUCAAGAAUGUUUGGACAACUCAUUCUGCAUCUCCUAUUGCAUAUGAAAGAGGAAGAAUUUACAUGGACAAUUACCAAUGCUGUAUUACCAGCAUUGCACAACAGCCAAGACUAAUUUAUCAAAAGUCAAAGUGUGCCAAGUCUGAAAAAAUAGAAGAUGCUUUAUUACUGGAAUGCCCACUGGGGGAAAUGCUACCAAGUCCAUCAGAUUAUAAAGCUUCCCUGAUAGUCUUGACAGUGCAGAAUUGGCUUCUACGUCUCUCUGCUGAUAGUGGAGAAGUACUGGAAAAAGUGUAUCUUGCUGGUUCCUGUUGCAAAUUCUUCAGGUAUCUGAGCUGGGAUACUCCUCAAGAGGUAAUGAUUGUAAAGUCAGCUCAGAAUAAGCUCCCUGCAGCAGCACGGCAGGCAGGAAUCCAACAGACUGUAUUGUUUUAUCUUGCUGUAUUCCAAGUUUUGCCUCUUUCAUUCAUUGGAAUGCUGGAAAUAAACAAAAAGAUUUUUGGUAAUAGUGUGACAGAUGUUGCUGUUUCUAAUGGAAUCCUGAUUGUAAUGUAUAGCAUGGGUCUGGUCAGACUAUAUAACUUCAAGGCCAUUUUGGAACAGUUCAUGGAACAACCAGUUGAUUUGGGACAAGAAUUCAACUGGAAUGGUCAGGUGGGAGUUGUAGGACAGUUUCCAUAUGGUCUUCCAUGUAACAUUAAAAUAACAGAUACCCCACCUUUGCUAUUUGAAGCAUCUUCUCUGGAGAAUGCAUUUCAAAUUGGAGGUUACCCUUGGCAUUAUAUCAUCACACCUAACAAGAAAAAACAUAAAGGAGUCUUCCAUAUUUGUUCUCUGAAAGACAAUGCUUUGGCAAAAAAUGGCAUACAGGAUAUGAAAUGCUGUUCACUUGAACCUGACUGGAUAUAUUUCCAUCCAGAUAUGUCAGGUAGAAUAAUCCACGUGGGACCAAAUUUGAUAAAAGUCUUAAAGUUUAAGGAAGUUAAAAAUCAUGCAGAUCAAAUGGAGAUUGCGGAAGAUUUUACAAUUGUAGCCAACAGAGAAAACUGUGUGAACAACAGUGUUACUGUAACAGCUUCUGGUCGAGUGGUGAAAAAGCGUUUUACCUUGCUGGAUGAUGACCCAGAACAAGAGACAUUCAAAAUCGUGGACUAUGAAGAUGAAUUGGAUUUAUUAUCCACUGUGGCAGUUACUCAGAUAGGAGCUGAUGGAAGAGCUCACCUUGACUUUCAUUGCAAUGAACAUGGGAUUCUACUUAAGAGUAUUCCAUUAAAGGAAUCCUGGGAUGUGACUUACAGUCAUGAAGUUUACUUUGACAAAGACCUUGUAUUACAUAUAGAACAGAAGCCUAACAGAAGGUUCAGUUGUUAUGUUUACCAAAUGGUAUGUGAUACUGCAAAAGAUGAUGAUUCUUAAUGCUAUUAAAAAAACAGUGUUUAUUAAAAAAAGGAGGGAGAAGUUUUGUAUAUAUUUAAGCCAUAAACACCAGCUACAGAGACUUUUGGAUGCUAUUUAAGGAUACUGUAAAAGAUGGUGAUUCUUAAUGCUAUAAAAUAAACCCAGAAAGUGUUUAGUAAAAAAA